Molecule: messenger RNA, 1228 nt
Organism: Punica granatum (pomegranate)
Lineage: Eukaryota; Viridiplantae; Streptophyta; Magnoliopsida; Myrtales; Lythraceae
Source: RefSeq, a predicted model, not a curated record
CUCAACCCAGAAUGCUGUCUUGAUCUCUAGAACUCCACAGUUCCAAAAGCAGGGGAAGGGCAGGGCCGGAGAGUCUGAGAGGAUGUCAAAGAGGUGGGUCCGGCAGAGCUACGACAAGAUGGCUCGGUUGCUCGGCAGGAAGGACACGAAGAGCAGCCAUUUCCCCGUGCUGGAGGGCCACCCCGUGGGCCAAGAGCACGCGCAGGAGGCGGUGGAGACGGCCAGGACGGUGGACAGGAGCAAGCAGAGAGUGCUCAAGGAGUUCCAGAUUUACCGGUGGGCCCCCGAUGAUCCCUACAAGAAGCCCUUCCUCCAGUCUUUCUUUGUCGACCUCACCGACUGUGGUCCCAUGGUCUUGGAUGCACUGCAGAAGAUAAAGGCCGAGGAGGAUUCGAGCCUAAGCUACCGGAGGUCGUGUCGGGAAGGGAUAUGCGGGUCCUGUGCUAUGAACAUCGAUGGGACCAAUACCGUGGCCUGCCUCAAGCCCAUCGAUGCGGACACUUCCAAGCCCACUACCAUCACUCCCCUUCCCCACAUGUUCGUUAUCAAGGACCUGGUCGUCGAUCUCACCAAUUUCUAUCAGCAAUACAAGUCCAUCGAGCCAUGGCUUAAGACACAACACCAGCCCAAAGAUGGCCGGGAGUACAGACAGACGCCGGCAGAGAGAAAGCGACUCGAUGGGCUGUAUGAGUGCAUCCUGUGUGCUUGCUGUAGCAGCUCAUGCCCUCCCUACUGGUGGAAUCCAGAGGAAUAUCUUGGACCGGCAGCACUGCUACAUGCUUACCGGUGGAUUUCCGAUAGUCGAGAUGAGUUUACUAAUGAAAGACUUCAGGCCCUGACUGAAGAUCAGAAGAGACUGUAUCGAUGCAGGACCAUACAGAACUGCACGAGAACAUGCCCGAAGAGCCUGGACCCGGCGAACGCGAUCAACAAGAUGAAGACAAGACAUUUGGUCUCCAAGCCAGUGGAAAAGCUCGAAAGCCAAUAUAGUUGAGUACAUGGAUACAAUAGCAUCUGCACUGUUAAGCUUACAUCAAUAUUUCAUAUGUCCAAUGUAAAUAUGCUAAAUGUGUUAAGCUUGUGGGAUCAAUGUACUGCUGGAUUGGCAAAGGUCGUAUAAUGGACAUACAGAGCAGACGGUGUAGGUGUCUGCCUGUGAGUCCCCGCCACAAGUCCUUGUGAAUUGGGAGAGUUUUACCCUUAAGUAGGUUGAUUCGGUUCAACUGGA